Messenger RNA from Bombus pyrosoma, 4075 nucleotides. RefSeq lists its product as uncharacterized. The record is from RefSeq and is a predicted model, not a curated record. NCBI's taxonomy places the organism in Eukaryota, Metazoa, Arthropoda, Insecta, Hymenoptera, Apidae. The transcript has 4 exons. Bases 132 to 3743 code for a protein of 1203 amino acids.
UCGCUGAGUCAACGGAAAUGGAAUAUCCUUUGUAAAAUUAUAAUCAUACGUUUCAAAAUUCUAAGUGAUUACGAUCGAGACAAUCAAAAUCCAUCGUAUCGGUUCCCAAUGAUUUAAAGAAUCGUCCAACAAUGAAAGGAAUCAGGACAUUCGUGUUGCAGGAUCUUUCUCACGUUUUACCCACAAAAAGUUUCCAGAAAAAUGUCGCGCCAAGUUAUUACCUGUCGUCGUCGCAAGUGCACACAACAUCGUCGUCUCGUCGAUUUUGGAAUUUCUUCGACUUCUCGUGCAAAGAGGAGCCGGCCAGUCGCGACGAAAAGAAGUGUCUGCCUUCCAAUGGCAUCGUCUCGUCCUCCUUAUUCUCCAACGAUGCUCUCGAUGCUGUCUCGAAAUCCGUGUCCCCGAAUUCCGUGACCACGACCGUAACCUUCACACCAAAAUACAUCAACGAUUCUCAACUUGAUCUGAAGGCAACAUCGAUGGCCUGUUUAAAAAUCCAGGGUCUAAUGAAACAAGACAACUUGGUGUCUUUGCUGGAUGGAAAUCCCGUGCCAAGGACGCUGAAAUGGAAACUCAAAGGCUACAAGACUCUUCGAAACGAGCAAGCUGUUGACUUCGCCUUCGUUCCUGGUGCAAAGUCUUACGAGUGCGAUAUUCUACCGCGAAACGAAUACCACGAACUGGAACGGUCGAAUCGUAGAACACUACCACGUCGGAAGAGCAUCUGCUCGACGAUGGAAAACAGCGAAGAAAAUGACACGUUGUCUUUGACGACGAAAGCCAUCGAGAACAAGGCUCAGAUAGAGCGUGCGAAGAAAGUGGACGCUAAAGACGAUAAUAUCGUCGAAAAGGAGAGCAACCUGGAGCGUAGGAAUAUCUCAGACGUGGACAGACCAGCGAACGUUUCCAGUGAGGAGGCUUCUACGUGCAAGUUGCUGGCUCACGUCCUUCAAAGUGCUGGCCCGAAGAAGGAGGAGAUAAAGUACCUGCCGAUUUUGAAAUCGGAACUGUCAGCAGCAACGAGUCAGGCCAAGUGUCAGACGCAGCCAGUGGCUCGAUUUAGCUCGCGACCGCCAAAGAAAAUCCAGAAACCUCCUGCUCCGACAUUAAACCGAACGGAGAAAGAGGCUGAUAGCGCGAAAGAUGUUUCCUCGAUGGAACUCGUUGAAGAGAAGAAAGCUGUCGCGUCUCGGGAGAAACUGGCUUCUUCCCUUUCGAAACCGUUGGCUCCGAGGUACUCGGAAGUCACCGGAAACGCGUCGGAGCGCCGCUCUAUGGAAAACCGUGGAGAAGAAAGGUAUCCGAUGGAAGAUGAAGCGAAGGCUCGAGAAGCGGAGAACGACGCGAGUGCUUUUCAAUCAUCCGCGGAGAUGUCACGAACUGAACCGACGGAAUUCGCCAGAAAUUCCGGCGAAACGUCGGAGAAGAGGCAAGCUGCGUCACGGACGUCUACCUAUUUCGCUCCAAGAGCUUACGGAGGUUCCGGUCACGGCUGGAACAGGCAAUCGUCGAAGGCCGAGGGUAACCGUACGUUCGAGUCGAUAAUUGGAAUACCAGAGAACACGACCGCGCCGUUGAAGUUAACCAGACGAAACGAGAGACAAGGAGUGAAGUCGUCGCCGUGCGCCGCCACGCAAGUCAGAUUGCAGCGAAACGAAGGCAGAAGCGCGUCGAGCUCGCGAGCGAAUUCCUUCGGCAACGAUAGGUCGUCGAUGGCCGGAAGUUCAGACGGAGGCUCUCGAAAACCACCGGCUUCGUUCGCCCCGUUUACGACCAAACGAUCGUCCUCGAAUUCCUCUUGUUUGUCGAGGAAGCUGGCGGUGUCGAAGAGGACUGGCAACGGAUCGAAAAGCGCGUUCAACUCGAACAACUCCACGCUGAAUAUUUCCACUUCCAGCGUGAAUGCAGCGAGGAAGUGUCGCGAUAACGACGCCAGAUGCCCGAGGGCGAGAAAGUGCGAGCAAGAGAGGCCGAGGAGUAAAAAGGAUAAAAAGAUUUGCAAACGUUAUUGCUGUCCUGCGUUGCAGACGCCGACUCACUGCGAUUAUAGCAGGUUCCAGUGCCCGAAACACAAGAUUAAAAAUGCUACUCAGAUAGAGAAAUACGAAGUGAAGAAAGAUCCCACGUGUAUGCCGAAUGAGAAGGACGAGGAUUCGAGAGAGUUUUGCACGACUCUGGAGAGGAGCAGGGCUUCUGAUCGGGAUUGCAAGAGGCAAACAGAGAGGAAAUGCAGCAGAGGGAGGAGAGAUCGAAGUUGCGAUAGGAGGCGAAGAAGAUCCUGCGAGCGAGAAGAGCGACGAGACUGCUCGAGACAGGAGGAGGGUCGUACGAUCUGCACGAAGCCGAGGAAAAGAGACACGUCGUGCAAACGUCGAAGGAAAUGCAACGAUCGCGACUGCGACAGAAGAUCGGCGAAAUGCACCGGUAGGAGAAACUACACCCAGUCGGCAUUUUCAAAUCAUUCCACGAACGUCCCGAAGAACGUGAAACGCUAUUCCUCUUUGCCAGCCUUCGCCUUCCCUCUGAUCACUAUGAAAAACAGUAAAGAGGCGAAGCAGAGCCUGUUCGUUUCACCGUCUAUAUGCAAAUUCCUGCAAUCGCCGCUGGUUCGUUCGAAAAGCGACGACAAAUGCAAGAAACCAUCGUCCAAGUGCAAGCUGGCAGGUGGCAAAGACGAAGACAAGUGCAAGAGACCGUCUGCAAAGUGUAAGCUGAACGCUGACGCCAAAUGUAAAAAGGCGGAUAGCUGCAGGAAGGAGAGCACUAAAUGUAAAAAAGAGGAUCCAUGCAAGAGAGUGAGGGGAACUUGCGAAAAGAAGAAGGAGGAUCCUUGCAAGAAAACAAGAGGAACCUGUGAAAAGAAGAAGGAAGAUCCUUGCAAGAAGAUGAGAGCUACUUGCGGGAAGAGAGAAGAUCCUUGCAAGAAGACGAGGACUACUUGUGGGAAGAGGGAAGAUCCUUGCAAAAAGACGAGGACUACUUGUGGGAAGAGAGAGGAUCCUUGCAAAAAGAGGACAAGCUGCGGUCCAGAAGUAAAGAAAGUGGAGGAUCCUUGCAAGAGAAUAAGAUCAGCCUCCGAGAAGAAGGAUGAUCCUUGCAAAAAAGCCAGCAGGUCCAGCUGUUCCACCAAGGGCGAUCCUUGCAAACCAUCUGACAAGCUAAAAUGCAGUGCUGUGACGGAUACCAAGUGUACAUUGGAAGAUUCCUGCUCGAAAAAGAGAGAACAAAUGUGCCAAGAAAGAUGCAUGGCAUCGUCCACAGCCUCCGAAUCGGCGAAAGAGAGGCUGGAUAGAGAACGAAAGGAGGUAGAGGAGUGCAAGAAGCGCGUUAAGAAAAACGACCACAAGAAGAAAAAGGAAUCUGCGACUGGUUUAAAGUGUGUCACCAACCCUUGCAAACAACAGCUGAAGAAGGACUCUCAGUCAAAGUUCGCGUCCAUUGACCUACCCUUACAAAGCUUCGUGAACGGUAUAUCGAACACGUGUAUGAGUCAAGGCAGCAAUUUGCUAAAUCUUCCGCGGGAUCGAUCGUAUUCCAUCUUGAACUCGGCCAAUCAUGACGAAGUCAAUAGGGAAACGGAUCCGCCAGAGCCCACUAGGAAUUUUUGGAGCUUCAACGAUGAAAACGUAGAGCCAAUGAUUAUACCUCCGAUGGUUAAUGAACCUCAAGAUAAUGCACCAGAGGAUGUUCAUUCGGGAUCGACAUCAAAUUGGCUCUUUUCGUGGUUCAACUGUAAAUAUUGAAACUAUUCAUUGGCUUGUCAACGAAACGACAAUCUAUCAAUUUCCAAUCAUAUCAAUCGUAUCAACAAUCAAUUUUUAAAUCUACUUUAUUUGUAUUUGCACGUUGUUUUAGAAUGGUCUUCGAAAAAAGCCAGAUUGGCAAACCUAUACACAAAACAUAUCUACAUUGUAUAUUGAAACCAUAUUUUACGUGUACUAUCGUAUAUGAAAAAGCAAAAUUAUAGCGUACGCAAAAUCAAAGUUAGAAAUCAAAGAAGCAGGGAAUGCUACUUAUUUGGAGCGAAUAAAAGGUAAUUAAUUGUUUUAUUUCUUACAGACGAGAAAACGUUAAA